GUCGCCAUAUUUUUGGGAUAUUAUUACGCGUAUGAGAGAAAAAUUACAGACCAUUUAACCUUUCAGAGUUAGGAAAUAUUUUGCAUUUCAGAUGUUAUAACAAAUAUUAUGCUAUUAUUAAACAAGAAUUUACUGAUAAUUUUCAGCUUUAUAAUAUUUCAAUAUUUGUGGAUUGUUUUCUGCGGAGAAAUAUAUAUUGGUGUUAUUCGGUCGAGAAAAUAUGAUGAACGAUGAAUGCAAUCAACGGACAUAGAUCUAUAUGAAUUGCGCUAAAUAUUGAAGAAGAUGAAAGACAUAUAUUCAUUAAUAUGCAUUUUUAUAUACUUGUAGAUGCACUCUGUCAUUUAUAUCAAUUUUAAUCACACGAACUCGUUCUGCUAAGACAUUCAGUGAACUGUACAGCUUUGGACGAUUUUUGUAUUAUUAUUUUUACCAAAAUGAGUGGUCUCAGACAGCAACCGAGGAAAGAUACCAAAAUGAGAAUUCGGGCGUUCCCAAUGACUAUGGAUGAAAAAUAUGUGAACAACAUAUGGGCAUUGUUGAAGAAUGCUAUUCAAGAAAUUCAGAAAAAGAACAACAGUGGCCUAAGCUUUGAGGAACUGUACAGAAAUGCAUACACCAUGGUGCUUCAUAAACAUGGUGAAAAAUUGUAUACUGGCCUUAGAGAUGUUGUCACUGAACAUUUAGUUACGAAGGUUAAGGAAGAUGUGCUGGGAGCACUCAACAAUAACUUCCUACAGACACUGAAUUCAGCCUGGAAUGAUCAUCAAACCUCUAUGGUCAUGAUCAGAGAUAUUUUGAUGUAUAUGGAUCGUGUGUACGUACAACAGAACAAUGUGGAUAAUGUGUACAACCUUGGGCUGAUGAUCUUCAGGGACCAGGUGGUCCGACAUCCUACCAUCAGGGACCAUCUACGUACCACAUUGCUGGAAAUGGUGGCCAGAGAGCGUAGGGGAGAGGUCGUUGAUAGGGGAGCAGUGAAAAAUGCUUGCCAAAUGUUGAUGAUACUGGGUAUAGACUCUAGGAAUGUUUAUGAAGAAGAUUUUGAGAGGCCGUUCCUUGAACAGUCUGCAGAAUUUUACAAAAGUGAGAGUCAGAAAUUUCUUGGGGAAAACAGUGCAUCAGUGUACAUAAAGAAGGUGGAGGCAAGAAUAAACGAGGAGGCUGAGAGGGCCACCCACUAUCUAGACAAGACGACGGAAGAUCCCAUUGUAAAGGUUUUGGAGGAAGAGCUGAUUAGUAAACACAUGAAAACAAUAGUAGAGAUGGAAAAUUCUGGAGUAGUACACAUGCUCAAAAACAACAAAACAGAUGACCUUGCAUGUAUGUACAAGUUAUUUAUUCGUGUGCCUGAGGGUCUGAAGACAAUGUGUGAGUGUAUCAGUGUUUAUCUGAGGGAACAGGGCAAGGCCAUUGUGUCGGAGGAGGGGGAAGACUCCAAGAAUGCAAUCACAUUUGUACAGAGUUUACUUGAUCUUAAGGAUCGGUUUGACCACUUCCUUCAUGAAUCCUUCAGUGAUGAUAAACAGUUUAAACAGAUGAUCUCCAAGGACUUCGAGUACUUUAUCAAUAUCAACCACAAAUCCCCAGAGUAUUUAUCAUUAUUUAUUGAUGAGAAGUUAAAGAAAGGAGUGAAAGGGAUGUCUGAGCAAGAGAUCGAGACUGUGUUAGACAAGAGCAUGGUUCUGUUCCGUUUCCUGCAAGAGAAGGACGUUUUUGAGAGGUACUACAAACAGCAUUUGGCCAGGCGUCUUCUGCUUAACAAAAGUGGAUCUGAUGACUCGGAGAAGAACAUGAUAUCCAAACUCAAGACUGAAUGUGGAUGUCAGUUUACAUCCAAGUUGGAGGGAAUGUUUAAGGACAUGACUGUAUCCAACACAAUCAUGGAAGAGUUCAAGACCUCCCUCACUGUAUCUAGUAUAAAGAUGGAUGGUGUUGAUUUAGUGGUUAGAGUCUUGACCACUGGAUUCUGGCCCACUCCUAAUGCCAACCCACGAUGCAAUAUACCACCCUCUGCAAGAACAGCCUUUGAGAAUUUCAGACGAUUUUACCUAAACAAACACAGUGGUAGAAUGUUGACCCUACAACCUCAACUAGGAUCUGCCGACUUGAAUGCCAACUUUUACGGACAGAAGAAAGACGAUGCUGGAGGGGCUGGAGCAAGCUCAAAAGAAGCCCGUAAGCACAUCAUGCAGGUCUCCACCUACCAGAUGUGUAUCCUCAUGCUUUUUAACAAGAGUGAAAAGUGGACUUUUGAGGAAAUCAAGAAUGAAACUGACAUACAAGAGCGGGAUUUAAUACGAGCAAUCCAAUCACUGUCAGUCGGAAAAGUCUCUCAGCGUGUACUACACAAAGAACCCAAAACUAAGGAAGUGGAACCCUCCCAUAUUUUCACAGUCAAUGACCACUUCACAUCCAAGCUUUUCAGAGUGAAGAUUCAAACAGUGGCGGCAAAUAAAGGUGAAGCAGAACCAGAAAGAAAGGAAACCAGGGUCAAGGUCGAUGAAGACAGAAAACAUGAGAUUGAAGCAGCAAUUGUCAGGAUCAUGAAGGCCAGAAAGAAGCUACAGCAUAAUGUACUAGUAGCAGAGGUUACUGAGCAGUUGAAAGCUCGCUUCCUCCCCAGUCCAGUCAUCAUAAAGAAGCGUAUAGAGGGAUUAAUAGAAAGGGAAUACUUAGCCAGAACACCAGAAGACAGGAAAGUAUACACCUACGUAGCAUAGAAGAAUUCUAAAAGUGGACAUUCUUUGUGUCUCCAUGCUACAUCAGGCCUCGUACAAGAGCGGACAUUUUAUGUUAUCUCCCAUAAUUCACGUGGCCUCCUACAAAAAGAAAAAAAACCUGUUAUUUGUUUUCCAUACAUGUCUCUGUACAGCAGGGGUUAUCAAGUUUUCUAGGAAAGCUCAGAUGUUAAUGGUGUAUGUGUGUUUUAUAUUCAUCACUCUCAUGUUCUUAGAUGCAUUAGAGUUUAAUUUAAAAAUGAGGGGAAUGCUGUGAGAUUGUGUGAAAAAUGAUGGGAGUACCACAACGCUGUAAAGUAUAUUUAUAUGUCAAAUAUGUAUAUUUCCACUUGUUGUGAAUGGCUUUGAACAGUAUGCAGACUUAUUAUUGCUGAUCAACUUAAUUAGUAUCUUUACGAGUUGGUGAAGAAUAUGGAAGAGGUGUGAAUGAACGCCAGUGUUGUCUUGUGCUAAGAAAGUUUGAAAUCUGAUUUGUUUUCCACAUGUUUACAGACAGUUACCUACAUCUACAGAUGGGAGGUCAGGUUUUAUAUGAAUACUUCAUAGCAUUUGUGUUGUUUAGGAGCAACUCUCUCUAUAUGGAUUAUGAAGUAUUUUCUUUUACUAAAAUGAGGGGUGUUCUUCUUAUACCUCAUAAUUUGUCAAUGUUUGAAAAUUCGUUCAAGAAGUUGAGCACAGAUAUGUAUUACUACUGUUAGAAUUGUUUAUUGAUAUUCCAAACUGAGAGGAAGAAAAUGCUCUCCAAACUACAAGUACCAUAGCAUUUACCAGUACCGACCCAUAGAAUGACUGUCAAAUCCACAUUGAACAGAAAAUUCCUUUGACCAUUUAGGAUAUUCUUUUUUGGAAUAAGAAUGAAUAAUAAAUUCAGCUGUUACUUUC
Molecule: messenger RNA, 3623 nt
Organism: Ostrea edulis (European flat oyster)
Lineage: Eukaryota; Metazoa; Mollusca; Bivalvia; Ostreida; Ostreidae
Product: cullin-3-B-like
Exons: 20
Coding region: 438-2723 (761 amino acids)
Biological process (GO): ubiquitin-dependent protein catabolic process; protein ubiquitination
Cellular component (GO): Cul3-RING ubiquitin ligase complex
Molecular function (GO): ubiquitin protein ligase binding
Source: RefSeq, a predicted model, not a curated record